UGUUUUUAAUUGGCUGAUUUAUUAUUUACUAGUUUCAGAACCAAAACUAGAGGUAUAAACAGAGUGCGUUUAUAGAACGACUGAGGACGGUCUAGGCUGUCAUUGUACGUAGAAGCGCUGUUCAUUUUGCUGCUGUAAACCGUUAUAACGUCCUUGAUAUAUUCAAAACCUCCCCUCAAAUGCCUAGGGCCACCGACAGUAAAGUCAGCAGCGCCCUGCGGGAGUUUGCGGACUCCACAACGACGCAUGGCUUCCCGAGGGCCGUCGGUUCUGCCUCGGUCGUGAAGAAGAUUUGCUGGUCCGUCUGCUUCGCGGCCUCGCUGGCUUACUUCCUCUACCAGGCCAACACGCUCUUCAACAAGUACUUUGCCUACCCGGUGGCCACGGAUGUCUCUGUCAGGUUCGCGACGAUCGACUUCCCCGCCGUGACGAUCUGUAACCUGAACCCCAUCAGACUGUCCAAACUGAAGACUGUAGGCGGCGCGUUCUCCAGCUACAUCGUCUCCGACACCGCCACGGCCGCACCGUCCACCGAGGGGCCAAGGCUGAAACGCCAGGUCCAAACAGACCAGGGUACCGUCCCCGAGUUUGACGUGGACUGGGAGGAUCCGUACCAACCACAGGGAGACAAUGGAAAGAAAGAAUAUGAAAAGCUUCGUGAAAGACGCGGAACGGAGUCGUUCGCAGGCUCCUCUGACUCUUCAAGCUACUACGACUACUAUGGGGACAGUAGCGACUCUGGGAGCUACUACAGCAGUCAGUCCAUUGAUUAUGGAGAUUACCAUGACGAGUACGAGUUGGUGCAGAACUUCUCUUCGCUGAUCUUGGAGCUCAACAAGACCUCCCGCAGAACCAUGGGCCACCAGUACAAGAACCUCGUCCUCGAGUGUGCCUACAACGGCAGAUCCUGCUCUAGCAACGACUUCAAGCUAAGACUUGAUGAGAAGUACGGCAACUGCUACACCUUUAACCCGGACAAAGCGUCUCAGAGGACAGUAAAGGACCCAGGCCCGGCCCACGGACUGCAGACCACCCUGUACAUCGAGCAGGACGAGUACGUGCCGGCGGUCACACCUGCAGCCGGCGUGAGGGUAGUCAUCCACCAGCCGGGCGAGUGGCCCUUCCCUACCGACGAGGGCUUCGACGUGGGGCCUGGGUACAGCACGUCGGUCGGACUCCGAGUUACCACUAUUCAGCAACUCGGUGGUAAGUACGGAGAAUGCACCGACGGGCGGGACCGAGACAACCUGUACCCCAGCAGGUACUCCACCAAGACGUGCUGGUACACCUGUCUACAGCGCCUCCUGGUGGAGAAAUGCGGCUGUGGCAGCCGCUUCAUUCCUCUGCCGAAGAACACGACGGCGUGUCCAGUACCCAUCAAAUCUUGUGAGGCAACAUGGACCAGGGUAGUGCGUGGCGGAGGUAUUUGUGAUUGUCCACCAAGCUGUGUCGACAACACGCACUCCGGGACUUUUGGCUUUGCUGAAUGGCCUGCCGACUCCUAUGAGGAUUCCCUGAGGCAGAAGCUGUCGAAGCUAAAGAUAGGCAAGGAAGCUGCAGAAAAGCUCAUGCAAGGCACCCUCGAUCAAAGGCGGAACCUGUUGAAGCUGUCAGUCUACUUCGAACAACUCAACCUACAAACCAUCACGGAGUCUCCAGCCUAUGGGGUGGAGAACCUGUUGGGUGAUCUCGGGGGCCAGCUGGGAUUGUGGCUGGGCGUGUCAGUCAUGACCGUCCUGGAGGUCGUCGAACUCAUCGUGGACAUCAUUCAGAUCUUACUGGGCAAGGCAAGGCGCACUAAGAAAACAGACAUCAGUGGCCCUAAGUAGGUGGCAUCUAAAACCGACGAUCUGUGUCUUUUUCUGUAACAAGGAAUGACAUACAUGUACAUCACCGAGCAAUAUAUUGCAA
Molecule: messenger RNA, 1911 nt
Organism: Branchiostoma floridae (Florida lancelet)
Lineage: Eukaryota; Metazoa; Chordata; Leptocardii; Amphioxiformes; Branchiostomatidae
Product: degenerin deg-1-like
Exons: 10
Coding region: 180-1829 (549 amino acids)
Biological process (GO): sodium ion transmembrane transport
Cellular component (GO): membrane
Molecular function (GO): ligand-gated sodium channel activity
Source: RefSeq, a predicted model, not a curated record